UGCACGCAUAUAAUUAAAUGGUAUUGUUUAUGUUUACAGCACUGAAAUUCAGCAAACAUUUGCCAUCCAAUUGUUAGACACAAUUGUUGUCGCGAGGCUAAGUCAUUCAAACUCAACAUUUUAACUAUCAGCUAACCAGCUAGCUAUCGUUAGCCUAAUGUGGAUUGGAAAUGCGAGAGCGGGAUUUUGUUCAUUGAGCUAGGCCCUGUGUGCUAGUUAGCUUGGAUGGCUAUCUAGAGUACAGCCUUGGAUACACUAACGUUAUUCCGUUGAAUCUGCCGGUUAGACUCUGAUUUGAACUGUAUAAGCUCUCCAUAUUUAAUAUCUCCACACGGGUUACGUGCAGCAGGACACCCCAACGGAGAGCAGGUGCUAGGGCGGCCAGGCUCUGACAAUGGAGAAUGGACAGGGCACCGGCUCAAAACUCGGCCUGCCGCCUCUCACGCCCGAACAACAGGAGGCGCUGCAGAAGGCGAAGAAGUAUGCCAUGGAGCAGAGCAUCAAGAGUGUCCUGGUUAAACAGACCCUCGCCCAACAGCAACAACAGAUAAACAACAUACAGAUGGCCUCGUUGUCAAUGGGCUUUGGAGAUCCUCUCUCACCAUUGCAAUCGGUGGCAGCGCAGCGGCAACGAGCCCUGGCCAUCAUGUGCCGCGUCUACGUCGGCUCCAUCUACUACGAGUUGGGCGAGGACACCGUCCGACAGGCCUUCGCACCCUUCGGUCCCAUUAAGAGCAUAGACAUGUCCUGGGAUUCUGUUACUAUGAAGCAUAAGGGUUUUGCAUUUGUGGAGUAUGAGGUACCAGAAGCUGCUCAGUUAGCGCUAGAGCAAAUGAACUCGGUCAUGCUUGGUGGGAGGAACAUUAAAGUUGGUAGACCAAGCAAUAUUGGUCAGGCCCAACCAAUCAUCGACCAGUUAGCAGAAGAAGCGCGGGCUUUCAACAGAAUCUACGUGGCCUCAGUCCAUCCGGACUUGUCAGAUGAUGACAUUAAAAGUGUCUUUGAGGCCUUUGGAAGGAUCCAAUCCUGUAUGUUAUCACGAGAUCCCACUACAGGGAAACAUAAAGGCUAUGGAUUCAUAGAAUAUGACAAGCCGCAAUCGUCGCUGGACGCUGUGUCGUCCAUGAACCUCUUUGACCUCGGGGGCCAGUACCUGCGCGUGGGCAAGGCCGUGACGCCGCCCAUGCCCCUCCUUACCAACACCACGCCUGGCGGCCUGCCCCCAGCAGCCGCCGUGGCAGCCGCUGCCGCCACCGCCAAAAUCACUGCCCAGAUGGCAUGGAAUCUGUCCCAGCCGGAGAAUCGGACAGAAGACUUCCUACACUGUCUGGAAGCAGUGGCGGGCGCUCAGAUCCUGGGGGCAAUGACAGGCGCGCAAACGGGCCUGCAACUGCCUCAAGCAGUCAUGGCAGCGCAAGCUCCGGGAGUCAUCACAGGGGUGACUCCCGCACGGCCAGCCAUGCCCGCCCUGCCCCAGGUGGGGCUGGUCAACCCAGUACUGUCCUCGCCGCCCGCCAUGGCCACGGCGGUUGCAGCGGCAGCGGCGGUAGCUGCCGCUCACGAAGCGAAGGCGGAAGAGGAGGAGGCGUCCCUGGACGGCACGGGUCAGGAGAUGCUGAGCGAGCAGGAGCAUAUGAGCAUCUCGGGCAGCAGUGCCCGGCACAUGGUCAUGCAAAAGCUGCUCCGGAAACAAGAGUCCACCGUCAUGGUGCUAAGGAACAUGGUAGGUCCAGAAGACAUCGACGACGAGCUUGAGGGCGAAGUCACAGAAGAAUGCGGCAAGUUUGGUGGCGUGAACAGAGUCAUCAUCUACCAGGAGAAGCAGGGCGAGGAGGAGGACGCCGAGGUCAUAGUCAAGAUUUUUGUGGAGUUCACCUCGGCAGCGGAGAUGAACAAGGCCAUUCAGGCACUCAACAACCGCUGGUUUGGGGGCCGCAAGGUUGCAGCGGAGGUCUAUGACCAAGAACGUUUUGACAACAGUGAUCUCUCGGCAUAGACACUGCGAUCCUGCCCCUCCUCCCACAAACCUUUCCCCUCUUCUGCUAUCAAACACAGCUGCCAAGCACUGCUCCCUCAGUGGUGCGGGCCCCACUUUUUAACUUGUAAUUAUUUUUUAUCAAUGUUCAUAUUAAUAUUAUUAAUGAUCCCUUUUAGGGACAAAGGCAAGUAAUGGAGAUGCUCAUGGAUUUUUUUUUUUAUUAUUAUUACUGUUGCCUACUGUGAAGGACUGGAUAUUUGUUUUUGUAUUGGUUUGUUUUUCUUUUUGUUUCUUUUUUUUUUUUGCUCCCUCUUAAUUAUAGUUUAAAUUCGGUUACAUUGUUUCUUUUUAUGAUCUGAAAGACUCCAGAGGACUCCUAUCUUGUUAUAUAGUUCUGUUUCAGAUGCCCAGGAACAAUAAAUUCUCAAAGUAUGAA
Molecule: messenger RNA, 2414 nt
Organism: Sardina pilchardus (European sardine)
Lineage: Eukaryota; Metazoa; Chordata; Actinopteri; Clupeiformes; Clupeidae
Gene: puf60a
Product: poly-U binding splicing factor a
Exons: 13
Coding region: 395-1996 (533 amino acids)
Biological process (GO): mRNA splice site recognition; alternative mRNA splicing, via spliceosome; regulation of alternative mRNA splicing, via spliceosome
Cellular component (GO): catalytic step 2 spliceosome; precatalytic spliceosome
Molecular function (GO): RNA binding
Source: RefSeq, a predicted model, not a curated record